CUGCUUCUCCCUUACCUGGCUGGGCGCAAGAGGUUAGCACAGCACGCCGCCCCGUACCUUGGGAUGGCUCGGUGCUGGCCCCCCCGUGCCGCUACGCGGUUGCUAGAGUAAGGACUGCGUAGCUGCCAUGGCAGAGGCGGCGAGAGCUGCAGGCAUUUCACAGACCCUGGGGGUGGAAGAUAUUGAGCCGUUCGGGACGCCGCCGAGCAUCUGGCUUCCGCGGAUCAAUAGAAGCAAUUUUGAGCCUCCACAUGGCUACCAAUACUCCGUAUUGGCAGCCGAAUCUGUCAAUCUGUCAGGCAUGUCUUCGCUCUGCUGUUGGUUCCGCCCUCGACUCUCUGUUCCAUCGUCCUAUCAGCGUGGUCCCAAGGUCAGGUUCUGCAUGCGCCCCAAGACACACCUGCCGCAGUGCACUCGAAUCCUCAAUCCCGCGAAUUUUUAAAAAUGGCAAAGGCAACGGUCCAACGGUCGCUCCAGCCUUCGUUACUUCCUAGCCCCGGGUAUCAACAAAGUAACACAUAUAAGCCCUGUCGACAUCUUAGCACCGAUCUUCUUUCUUCCCUGUAGGUAUGCCUGUCCACCAUAGCUACCGCU
Pseudomassariella vexata is the source of this 594-nucleotide messenger RNA. RefSeq lists its product as uncharacterized. NCBI's taxonomy places the organism in Eukaryota, Fungi, Ascomycota, Sordariomycetes, Amphisphaeriales, Pseudomassariaceae. The coding region runs from base 128 to 442 and encodes 104 amino acids. The record is from RefSeq and is a predicted model, not a curated record. The transcript is spliced from 2 exons.